GAGUUCCUGAAGACAUUUUGUGAAGAUGAAGGCUUCAUCUCCAAGCGGCGCAAAGUAUUGCGCUUGCGGGCUGGGCUUCGUGAAGAUGAUAUCAGACUGGCCUUAAACCCAGUCCCGAAGUUUCGCUUUAUCAUCCUGGAGGGCAAGCGUGCUACGAUUUCUGAAAGGGAGGUUCAGAGCGAUCACAAUUUCGAGCUGAUUCUUGGAUACCUAGCGUCGUUUGCACACGACCUGCCACGACGCAAAGAACUGGAGGAAAAUAACCUGUUGACUCCAGAUGGGAAAAGGGUGGCAAGUCGGGGGCGUGGAAUGAGCGACAAGAAGUCUGAGAAGGUGAAAGAAGGCAACCCUGAUGAAGUGGAUACGCAACCCAUCGGUGAUGCCAUGCCUGUUGCAGAGGCUUUGGAGGAGGACAUGCAGUCUGACUUGGAAGGAAACGCAGAUGAGAAAGUCUCAAAAGCAACCUUCAAGGAUCGACAGCCACUGGCAGAAUUGCCGGACCUUCCCACCGACUUGAUGAAGCAGGUUGACAAGUCACUUGCAGACUCGGCCCAAGAUGAGGCUGAGAUGAAUAGUGAGUUUCUGAAGGGACAGAAAGCACUACGCCAACUGGAGAAGGAAGCGCAGAUGGAAAUUGAAGAUCCUGACAGGCACUUUGCAGAGGAGGAUGAAACGGGCAAGAGAGAUGCUUCUACAGCCGCAGCUGCAUCCAGCAAGCCUGCGGUCGCGAAAGCUACUGGCCAGACUGGAGUGGCUGAGGGUGAUGGUGCUGGGGAAGAACCGGGUGAUGUUGAGAUUGCAUCCACUGGGGAGCCUGAAGGGAAAGAUGAGCAGAAAGACAAAGGUGAAGCAUCGUCCAUGGCCGCAAAGGAUGGAGAGGAAGACCCAGCUGUAAGGCAGAAAGAAGUUGAAUCAGAAGCGAAGAAAGCUAUGGUGACUGUGAACUUGACGAUGCUCCGGCAGUUGGUCAACGACCCACAACUUCGUUAUCCUCCUGAUGACGAACUGUUGGUUCAGAAGUGGCUGGUUGUAUCGCGAUCUAGCAGUGCAUCUUUCUAUGUCAAGGACGUCACAAAGGAUACCAUUCGAGCGGUUCAAGAAGGAACAGGGCUGUCUGACAUUCAGGCCCUUUUCAAUAGGUUGCAUUUGCUGGAUUACGUGGCCCAGAAUGCUGCUGCUGAAGAAUCCUAUCGUGUUUGGACCUUGGAUAACAUGCAGAUGGGCUCUCCUUGGACUUCUGGCAGUGUGCAGAGGAUGUUGGUGGAUCACCGAACAACCCCGUUCUUCCUUGAUGCCUUUUAUGGCCUACUUCAGAAUUGCCCUGUGUCCUCGAGAUCCUUUGACCCCGCCUCAGCAGAACCAGCGCUGAGGGCAUGGUUGGAAUCGUUGAAGUGCAAGCUUACUGACAAGGACAAGGCCCGAAUCUUGAAGGCCAAAGAGAACAAGUCCAAGGCCCCAUAUCGAUGGCGCCAUGCUGGCUUUGCACCUGUGAGAGCCGCAAGCCCUAGUGCUGCCACAGUGCACUACUCCGCGGACGAGUUGGAAGCAAUGCUGGAGGAGACCCAUGCAAUCUUCACCCCACCAGAUAGGAAACGUUUCGGUAAGAAAAGGGCAUCAAAUGGCCAGCCGUCUGAGAAAUUGAAAUCCCAGACAGCAGCUGAAGAUCAGACCACAGCCGAGCAAGCACCCCCAGGUGAUGCACCACCUGCUCCUAGCAACAGCACACAGGCAAAUCCCCCAGAGCAAGCUGUUCCUACCCCGUCCCAGGUUGGAAGUGACGCUGACAGCACUGCACCACAGAAGCUGACUGCUGCCAAAUCUUUGGCAGCCCCCAAGGUGAAAAGCAAUCAUGAUGCUGGUGCUGGUACUGCCCACCCACACAUCAAACAAGAACAACCGGAUAGGAGUGCAAAGUCGGAAGCUCUUGCAACAAAAGAACCAACAAGUGCAGUCAGGGAGCGACAUGUUGCCACUGCUGCCGCUCAGAACUUAAGGAGGCCAAGCCCCCACCAGCAAUUGGGAACACCCGUUGCCGAACGUGCGUCGUCAUCCAACCAACAGGCACCCACUCCAACCCCAUCCGACCCACCACAACCCAAUGGACCCGAACACAAUCCUCCACCAACCGUGCUCCCACAGGACAACCCACCAUCCCAGACACCACAGCACAACCCACCAUCCGAGCCACCACAGGCCAAUCCGCCACCAUCACAGACCAGUCCACCUGCCAAUCCACCAGCCAAUCCACCAGUGGUCAACCCACCCGAGCCCAAUCAAGCGCAACUCGCAACCACUCAGCAACCUCAUCAAUCACAACAGAUGACACCUAGUGGGACAACACAGAGCCGGAGGCGACGACAAAGGACGCUACAGGAGAAAGCGAAUCAUGCACGCUUUAUGCGCUUCACCCGACACAUCAAAAGUAGUGGCAAGCUACAGGUACUGAUGGAGGAAUGGAUGGCAACAGCCGGGGACUGGCGAGAAUCCAAGCUGUACCAACGUAUGACAGCCAAGAAGACUGAAAGAAAACACGGAGCACGGGUGUGGUUAACCCGUGCACAGCUCUUGAUGAAGUAUGGAAGUCAAGAAAUCGUAGAAGAAAUAGUGACCGCAAAACUGUCAGACCCGGAGUUGAAAGAAUCCCAUACGAAGCCACACCCAGACGCGCCUCAGAGUGAGGUGCUUCGCCUUUUCUUGGUCUGGGAUUCCGAGGGCAUUGCUGAGUCUGAGGACAAAAUAUUGGAAGAAAUCUUCGAAUCGGUGGAUGCUGAUGAUGGUGACAAUGACACCGACGAUGACUCAGGUUCCUCGGGUGAUGAUAGGGAGAAGGGCAAGCGUGAGAAGGAAGAGUUGAAAGAGAAGGAAAAAGCUGAAAAGGAAAUUUUGACCAAAGGGAAGAAGGCUCCCAUGAUCAAUCUUUGUAGGCCUGCGAUGCUGCGUCAAGCGAUUGAGGGGGAGCUUGCCCAGUUCCGGCACAAGCUGGUCAGGUUACGUGACAGGUUGCAAAGGCAGGUGGACAAUCAAGACGUGACGAACUUGGAAACUUUGAUCGCUGAUGCUGAAGCUCUUGAGUCGCAGUUCAAAGACUUUUUGUCCAGGGCAAGUUUGAAGUGUUCUGAUGAUGAAGCAAUGUCUGGAAUGCUGGCAAACUCCAUCGAUGAGAUCAGUGGUGGUGGCUCUACUGUUGGAAAAGAGAUGCGGUCGCUGAAGGCCCACGUCGCUGAUUCCAAAAAUCGUAUCACCCACCAUAUGACCAAUCGGCUGGGCUCGGUGUGUGGAAAGAAUGCAGCCCGGGAUUGGUGGAGAUGCAUGAAGGAUGGACCAGCAAUCGAAACUGUCCAGGUCCCCAUCAAGUACACUGAUGUGGAUGAUGGUAUUGAAAAAUUCAAGAUGGAGGACUGGCCCUUUAUUGAUCCCCAUUCCAUUGCUGACUUCCUCUUUGAGCGCGCGGGUUUGAGAAUUCCAUCUGUAAACCUGCAAGAAUACUGGCAGCACCAUGCUCGCUUCGGCGAGCCCUGGGCAGUUGAUGUUCCAUUCGACUGCUUGCCGCUUGGUUCCUGGUGGCAGUGGUACCAGAACACAAGACUUGGCAUCAUUUCACAAUUCAAGUUCUCCUUAGGUAUGAAGCUGGCCAGGGCCUACAAGCGGUUCAAAGAGUGGAGAUUCAUGGCACGGUUCCUGGGCAAGUGUGAGCGUGCUGGACGAUAUCUGACGGAGGAAGAAUCCCGAUCAAUCUUUGAAGAUGGAUAUCAGUUCCUGAAGAUCUACAAGAGUCUAACAUGUUCAAUCGAUAUGUUGCUGAAAGAUUGGCCCGAAAGC
Cladocopium goreaui is the source of this 3819-nucleotide messenger RNA. The record is from the annotation of a GenBank genome assembly. Lineage: Eukaryota; Dinophyceae; Suessiales; Symbiodiniaceae.